UUUUUUUUUCUCGCCAAUUGAUCAGGCUGAGGGAGAACAGCUCAUUCGCAGUGGAUUAAGCGCAGUGAAAGAUUUUCAAUCAACUAUCAUUAUGUCGCUCGUUUCCCAUAUUCUUCGUCGAUCGAUCUCGCAAUCAAUUGCUCGUCAAGCUCAAGUAGGUGGCCCGUCCGCGGUUUCCGGCCAUGAAGCCGGUGGCUAUAAGGUUUGGAAGAAGUUGUCCUUUUUCGUUGCGAUGCCCGCAGUCGGUUUGUGCAUGCUGAACGCUUACCUAAAGCACCAGGAAGAGCACGACCACCCACGACCGGAGUUCAUCAAGUACGAGCAUCUGCGCAUUCGCAACAAGCGCUUCCCGUGGGGCGAAGGCACCAAGAGCCUCUUCCACAACCCGCAUGCCAACGCGCUGCCGGACGGAUACGAGCAUUAAACGCCGUGAUGCUGUGCCGAAAAACAGCCUGUUAAGCGUGGAGAAGUUCCAGAGGAACGUCAACCAUAUACGCUGCUUCUCGUCAACUUGUAGAGUCAAUCUUAAUAAAUUCACAUUCGUGUGAGUUUGUACGUGGUAA
Messenger RNA from Anopheles cruzii, 563 nucleotides. RefSeq names its product cytochrome c oxidase subunit 6A, mitochondrial-like. The transcript is spliced from 2 exons. Lineage: Eukaryota; Metazoa; Arthropoda; Insecta; Diptera; Culicidae. Gene Ontology annotation, cellular component: mitochondrial inner membrane. The record is from RefSeq and is a predicted model, not a curated record. Gene Ontology annotation, molecular function: enzyme regulator activity. Gene Ontology annotation, biological process: mitochondrial electron transport, cytochrome c to oxygen. Bases 92 to 424 code for a protein of 110 amino acids.